GAAAACUAAAUACGCGUAACACUGACAUAUGAAACUAUAAUCUUGGUACUUAAGACCUCUUCUUUGUCAUAUACUGGUUGGUUUUAAUGUUUGAAGUCUUGCCCAGAUGGUGGUAGUGUUGAUCAGUUCAGACUUGAGACUGCAGAGACAGAAACAGUUGCUGUGUCAACUUGGUUCAAAGUCGUCUCGCGUAAGUAGCUGGUUUAAGAGGGAUCAGAAGAGCAUCAUCUGCUUGAGUACAUAGUUCGAUUAUAGCUCGCUCACAGGUAUAUAUAAGAGUUGACCCUUUUCGGACGGCUUCUAAUUUUUUGUUUGUGGGAAGUGUUUUUUAGUAUGGUCAAUGAAGGGAUUAAGGGAAGCUCAGUGAAUGAUUCUAUUGUGAAACCAGAAAGCAGUCGGCAGAAGUUGAUAAACGCAUUGGCGAUUCCAAGAAGUGAGGGGCAGGAGAUGGAAGGAAGAAGGUUUUCGGACUUCUAUAGGAAUACAAGUGAGGAGUUGAGCCUGAGAUCUUAUAUGGAGAGCCCAGUUGCAAUGCCUCUACCAACCAUGGAGAUGCUUGGUUUUAAGAAUUUGUCUCAAAACUUUCGUACUGAUAGCGAGGAACUCUUCAAAAGCUGGCUCACAAAUGGAGAGGCAAGCAGCAGUACCAAUUGCCAUAAUUCGUCAAGCAUUGCACAUCGUACCCGAUCACGGAUGAUUUCUACUGAAAUAGCUAGCUCGCCGGGUCAGCAACAUGUCGGUAUACUUCAAAAGAAAAGAAGCAACGAUUGUUUGUAUCCACCAAUUAAUACAAUGCCUGAUGAAAUCUCGGGUGACAACAAUCAAAGUUCAAUCAGGCAUGGUGUUGAACGAGGAAUACAAGCUAGCGAGUUAUACUUGGCCAAGGCCUGGUUUCACAGUUCUCAACCAAUGACAAGAAGCCGAUCCUCUGAAUUGCGGAGGAGGUAUGUCGCUAUGCAAAACGCUCAAAUGCCAGCAGGUCUGGAAGUCAUGCAGACUGCUUCGGGGAAUAGCAAUCUAGCAAAUCAGGAUUUUGCGUUUUCAAAUGGUUUCAAUGACCCUUCUAUUUGUGAGGUCAGCAACCAAUUGGCGACCUUCAUUUCUCCAUCCAAUUCAUCAUCGUCCACUUUCAACACCCCACUAAUGAGUGAGAUGGAUAAGGUUUCAUCUGUGGUGAGCAUGCUAAAGGGUACCUUGGAGCGCAAAAAGCUUAGCAAUCAGAUCGAGAAACAAAGUGUGGAUGAUGAUAGAUCCAAUGGACGUUUCUCUGUUCAGGAAGUUAGUUUCAACACCGGUUUUGAUCAAGGGGAAAGGGAUCAACUUCAUGAUAUGGCAGCUGGAACAUUUCAGGAAAUAUCCACUAUCCAAGUUAAUGGUCAUAGAAUUACACAAAACGUUGAAGGUUCACUGGAUAUUCAGAUGGAAGGUUUUGUAAAUAUCACAAACCCAAAUCCCAUAAGCAGGACUUCCCAAGAACGUUCCCAAAGUGAAUCAUCUGCUGCUGCACCAGUAGUUUCAUCUGGUUUUGAUGCAUGUGACGGUCCCAGCAAUUCAGGUCAAACCCUGAGCAUUUGUGAAAGUUCAAUCAAACGAGCUGAAAGCUCUAGAUCCAAAGAUGUCAGAGAACGGAUAAUUGGAAAUUUGAAAGAUGAUCAAAAGAGUGGGAAACGUUUAGACCGCUACGGAUCAGUGACAUCAGCUGUUUCAGUGGACAAGGAGGAUGCAACAAAAAAACGCAGGGUGGAGAGGUCACGGAAAAUGGCGGAGGCAAAGGGAAGGAACUCAACUCCAGUAAUUCCAUCUGAUAUGCAAUCUGUCUUGAAGCGGUGCGAAAAUCUUGAAAAGGAAGUGCGAUCACUCAAACUGAACUUGUCCUUCAUGAAUAGGAAGGAUUCUGAGCAGACUACGCAGAUAGAGGAGCUGCAGAAGCAAAAUGAAGAUCUAAUGGAUGAAAAAGAACGGCUCGUGGAGGAGAUAGAGAGAGUCCUUUCAGAAACUGGCAAAGUUUGAAACUCAUCAACUUCUGGUUUGCAGUUAACUUCAGGAUCUUGAGAAUUUAUACAGGUUCAAUAAGGAAGACAAAGCAAGCAGACAAAUGUCAAUGCUUGAUGCACAGUAAAUUUAUAUAUAUAACUAAGCUACUUAGACGUUCCUCCCGACUCUCACAAAGCAGGGAGUUUUGCUAGGUUAGGGUUGCCCUUUUUAUAUAACUAAGGUCAGGUAAAACGGUAAAGCUUUUUCGUAACUUUGGAAAUUCUAGAGUAAGGAAGACCAAGCUGCUUGUGUUUCAAUUUUUCUGUCGCAUUAGGUGCGAAGGUCAAUUUGAAAUGUAUACUGCAUGAAAUAAUUUGGGCAACGGCAAAUGGAGGUUACUUCGUCUUAUACAAUGAUAUUCUGGUAAGGCAAGCUGGCUUUAGGCCAAGCCACAAUGACCUAAUUACAACUAAGUAUCGAAUUUAAUAUAAAUGUUAAAUCAUUCUUGUCA
Pyrus x bretschneideri (Chinese white pear) is the source of this 2485-nucleotide messenger RNA. RefSeq names its product protein CYCLOPS-like. Gene Ontology annotation, molecular function: sequence-specific DNA binding. The record is from RefSeq and is a predicted model, not a curated record. The coding region runs from base 334 to 2010 and encodes 558 amino acids. The transcript is spliced from 11 exons. Lineage: Eukaryota; Viridiplantae; Streptophyta; Magnoliopsida; Rosales; Rosaceae. Gene Ontology annotation, biological process: arbuscular mycorrhizal association. Gene Ontology annotation, cellular component: nucleus.